UGUUCAGCAAACAAAUAAUUGCGACUUCCCUCCACGCAAACCAAACUCGAUCUCAGCUUUUCUCUUUUUUUUUUUCUACUUUUCCAGUCACAUUCUGGGAAUUGUUGAAAAGCGUUCUCAACUCACUCAACGACGACCUUUUUUUCUCUUUUUCUCCUAACGAUACCCAUUUCCCUUUUUCAGCACAUCUCACACAUUCACAAUGGCUCCCGCCGUCGGUAUCGAUCUUGGUACGACGUACUCUUGCGUCGGUGUCUUCCGUGAGGACCGCUGCGAAAUCAUUGCCAAUGACCAGGGUAACCGCACUACCCCCUCGUUCGUCGCUUUCACCGACACCGAGCGUCUCGUCGGUGAUGCCGCCAAGAACCAGGUCGCCAUGAACCCGGCCAACACCGUCUUCGAUGCCAAGCGUCUCAUUGGUCGCAAGUUCUCCGACCCCGAGGUCCAGGCCGAUAUGAAGCACUUCCCCUUCAAGGUCAUCGACCGUGGUGGCAAGCCCGUCAUCCAGGUCGAGUUCAAGGGCGAGACCAAAGUCUUCACCCCCGAGGAGAUCUCCGCCAUGAUCCUCCAGAAGAUGAAGGAGACCGCUGAGGCCUACCUCGGCGGCACCGUUAACAACGCCGUCAUCACCGUUCCCGCCUACUUCAACGACUCUCAGCGUCAGGCUACCAAGGAUGCUGGUCUCAUUGCUGGCCUCAACGUCCUCCGUAUCAUCAACGAGCCCACCGCUGCCGCCAUUGCCUACGGUCUCGAUAAGAAGGUUGAGGGUGAGCGCAACGUCCUCAUCUUCGAUCUCGGUGGUGGUACCUUCGAUGUCUCUCUCCUUACCAUCGAGGAGGGUAUCUUUGAGGUCAAGUCUACUGCCGGUGACACUCACUUGGGUGGUGAGGAUUUCGACAACCGUCUCGUCAACCACUUUGUUCAGGAGUUCAAGCGCAAGCACAAGAAGGACCUCUCCACCAACGCUCGUGCUCUCCGCCGUCUCCGCACUGCUUGCGAGCGUGCCAAGCGUACUCUCUCUUCUUCUGCCCAGACCUCCAUUGAGAUCGACUCUCUCUUCGAGGGUAUCGACUUCUACACUUCGAUCACCCGUGCCCGCUUCGAAGAGCUGUGCCAGGAUCUUUUCCGCUCUACUCUUCAGCCUGUUGACCGCGUCCUCACUGAUGCCAAGAUCGACAAGUCUCAGGUUCAUGAGAUCGUUCUGGUUGGUGGCUCGACUCGCAUUCCUCGCAUCCAGAAGUUGAUCUCCGACUACUUUGGAGGGAAGGAACCAAACAAAAGCAUCAACCCUGACGAGGCCGUUGCCUACGGUGCUGCCGUUCAGGCCGCUAUUCUUUCCGGUGACACUUCUUCCAAGUCCACCUCCGAGAUUCUUCUUCUCGACGUUGCCCCUCUUUCCCUCGGUAUCGAGACUGCUGGUGGCAUGAUGACCAAGCUCAUCCCCCGCAACACCACCAUUCCUACCAAGAAGUCCGAGGUCUUCUCCACCUUCUCCGACAACCAGCCCGGUGUUCUUAUCCAGGUCUACGAGGGUGAGCGUCAGCGCACCAAGGACAACAACCUUCUCGGCAAGUUCGAGCUUACCGGCAUUCCCCCCGCUCCCCGCGGUGUUCCCCAGAUCGAGGUUACCUUCGAUGUUGAUGCCAACGGUAUCAUGAACGUCUCUGCCCUCGAGAAGGGCACCGGCAAGACCAACCAGAUCACCAUUACCAACGACAAGGGCCGCUUGUCCAAGGAGGAGAUCGAGCGCAUGCUUGCUGAGGCCGAGAAGUUCAAGGAGGAGGAUGAGGCUGAGGCCAAGCGUGUCGCUGCCAAGAACGGCCUCGAGUCGUACGCCUACUCUCUCCGCAACACCCUCAGCGACUCCAAGGUCGACGAGAAGCUUGACGCUGCCGACAAGGAGAAGCUCAAGUCCGAGAUCGACAAGAUUGUCGCCUGGCUCGAUGAGAACCAGCAGGCUACUCGUGAGGAGUACGAGGACCGCCAGAAGGAGCUCGAGGCUAUUGCCAACCCCAUCAUGAUGAAGUUCUACGGUGCUGGCGGUGCUCCCGGUGGCAUGCCCGGUGCUGCCCCCGGUGGCUUCCCCGGCGGCGCCCCUGGCUCCAACGACAACGAGGGCCCCACCGUCGAGGAGGUCGACUAAAUGCAUUCGUCCACGAUCUGAAGUAAUGCAUCCUCAUCGACCUUUUCCUUUUAUCUCUUAUUUCCCAUUUUUAUUUCACACUACGCGCAGUAGAUUGGCACGAUCGAUCGCACAUGGUGUGGUCUUAGGUACUUACGCGGAGUUAAACGGGUAUGGGUUUUAAGUCACAAGGCCUAGAUCUGCUUUGCUUUUGCAGUCUCAGUCCGUCUCAUAAAGAGAACAAAAGAGGGAAAAAGUGUUAUGAAUGGAGAAGGAGGAGGGCAAAAACGAAACAUUUGCAUGGCUUUGUAUUUAAUCACGAUUCCCAUGGUUAUCACUUUUCCUUUUGAUGAAGACAAUUCAUUCAUGAUUGUUC
This is a messenger RNA of Neurospora hispaniola, 2498 nucleotides long. Its product is annotated as heat shock protein 70. NCBI's taxonomy places the organism in Eukaryota, Fungi, Ascomycota, Sordariomycetes, Sordariales, Sordariaceae. The coding region runs from base 203 to 2143 and encodes 646 amino acids. The transcript is spliced from 4 exons. Gene Ontology annotation, cellular component: plasma membrane; cytosol; cytoplasm. The record is from RefSeq and is a predicted model, not a curated record. Gene Ontology annotation, molecular function: ATP-dependent protein folding chaperone; ATP binding.